UCCCGCCUUCCCGGCGCAGGGUGCGGGGGGCGUCAUGGAACCCCGAGCGGUUGCGGAUGCCGUAGAGACGGGGGAGGAGGACAUGAUCCUGGAGGCUCUGCACGCGUACAACCGGGAGAAUUCCCAGAACUUCACGUUUGAUGCUGCCCAACAGGAGGACAGGAAGAGACUGGCGGAGCUACUGGUUUCAGUUCUGGAGCGGGGCUUGCCACCCUCCCGCCGGGUCACCUGGCUGCAGAGCAUCCGCAUCCUGUCCAGGGACCGUAGCUGCCUGGAUGCCUUCACCAGCCCCCAGAGCUUGCAGGCUCUUGCGUGCUAUGCUGGCAUCUCCACCUCCGAAGGGUCAGCCCCUGAGCCCCUGGACUUGGAUGUUGUACUCGAGUCCCUCAAGUGCUUGUGCAACCUUGUGCUCAGCAGCCCCAGGGCACAGGUGCUGGCUGCAGAGGCCCGCUUGGUGGUGAGGCUCUCGAAGCGUGUGGGGCUGCACCAGGAGAGCAGCUUUCCACACGAGGUCCAGCUCUUUGACUUGCGCCUCCUGUUCUUGCUCACGGCACUUCGCACAGAUGUGCGCCAGCAGCUGUUCCAGGAGCUGCAGGGUGUGCACCUGCUGACUGAAGCACUGCAGCUGACACUGGGAGUGACCCCUGGGCAGAGUCCCCCAGAGCUCCUUCCUCCCCAGGAGACAGAGCGGGCCAUGGAGAUCCUCAAGGUGCUCUUCAACAUCACUUUCGACUCCAUCAGGAGGGAAGUGGACGAGGAAGACGCUGCCCUUUACCGGUGCCUGGGGACCCUUCUACGGCAUUGUGUGAUGGUUGCUGCUGCUGGAGACCGCACAGAGGAGUUCCACGGCCACACAGUGAACCUCCUGGGAAACUUGCCCCUCAAGUGUCUAGAUGUCCUUCUCACCUUGGAGCCACAUGAAGGCUCCCUGGAGUUCUUGGGAGUGAACAUGGAUGUGAUCAGUGUCCUCCUCAGCUUCCUGGAGAAACGUCUGCACCAGACGCACAGGCUGAAGGAGAGCGUGGCCCCCGUGCUGAGCGUGCUGACCGAGUGUGCCCGCCUGCACCGCCCCGCCAGGAAGUUCCUGAAGGCGCAGGUGCUGCCCCCGCUGAGGGACGUGAAGACGCGGCCUGAGGUGGGGGAGCUGCUGCGGAACAAGCUCGUCCGGCUCAUGACGCACCUGGACACGGACGUGAAGAGGGUGGCCGCCGAGUUCCUGUUCGUGCUGUGCUCCGAGAGCGUGCCCCGCUUCAUCAAGUACACGGGCUACGGGAACGCCGCCGGCCUCCUGGCCGCCCGGGGCCUCAUGGCAGGGGGCCGGCCCGAGGGCCAGUACUCGGAGGACGAGGACACCGACACGGACGAGUACAAGGCGGCCAGGGCCAGCAUAAACCCAGUGACUGGGAGGGUGGAGGAGAAGCUACCCAACCCCAUGGAGGGCAUGACCGAGGAGCAGAAGGAGCACGAGGCCAUGAAACUGGUGAACAUGUUCGACAAGCUCUCCAGGCACAGAGUCAUCCAGCCCAUGGGGGUGAGUCCCCGGGGCCAGCUCACCUCCCUGCAGGAUGCCGUGUGCGAGAGCAUGGAGGGCCAGCUCUCCUCAGACCCCGACUCAGACCCCGACUGAGGACGGCUACCCAGCUCCCCCGUCAGAACCGGUGCUGCUUCCAGCGGUGUCCUCGGGGCCCUUUUCUCUUCACUCCCAAAGUUGUGUUCCCGACUUUCUCAUCUCUGGGAUUGUGAGGGUCUUGUCCUGCUGUCACUCUGGAAACGCCCUGAUUUCCUCAGGUGACAAGGUUUCUCUUGUGAGCCAGGAGGGUAUGUGCAGAGGCUGCUCCUGAGGUGGGGCUGCACGUGGGCACAGGGAGCCCAGAGCCAGGAGGUCAGGCAAGUGCUGCAUUUGAAAGGGGGAAAGAACCUGCUAGAACUUCACAUGCUAAUGUCAGAAACACUCGCAAGGGCUAUGCUGUCUGUCCCCACCGAGCACAUCCUUGGUCCUGGCUCAGCUGCCUGCUGUACUGUCCACAGUGCCCAAGUCCUCACUGGUUUCACAGUUGAAUCUCCAUCUUUCCCACUGGUGUAGCUCAUAAAUACGUAAGGAAAACGUUACCUCUUGUGAGACUUUAAUUCUGUAUUCCCAUCGUGUCCCACAAAGCGUCCCGGAAACAUCCUGCAGUACAGAGAGAGUGCGCGUGUGCAUGUCCAAUAAAGUUGCACAAGUGAACAUUU
Messenger RNA from Miniopterus natalensis, 2229 nucleotides. RefSeq names its product RIC8 guanine nucleotide exchange factor A (gene RIC8A). Gene Ontology annotation, cellular component: plasma membrane; cytoplasm. Gene Ontology annotation, molecular function: guanyl-nucleotide exchange factor activity; G-protein alpha-subunit binding. The record is from RefSeq and is a predicted model, not a curated record. NCBI's taxonomy places the organism in Eukaryota, Metazoa, Chordata, Mammalia, Chiroptera, Miniopteridae. Gene Ontology annotation, biological process: G protein-coupled receptor signaling pathway.